AUGCUCUCCACACCUUUCAACUCUCGUAUCGUUAAAUAUGAACCCCCGCGAGGGUUCAUUAUCCCGAAAUUCUCCACAUAUGACAGAUCCAGCGAUCCCUUUGAUCAUAUAAUGCAUUACCGGCAGCUCAUGACCCUUGAUAUGGGGAAUGAUAUGCUGUUGUACAAGGUUUUCCUAGCCAGUUUGAAAGGACAGGCUCUUUCAUGGUUCCACCGACUGCCCGUAAACUCGAUCGACAAUUUUCGGGAUUUGUCCGAGGUCUUCGUGGGGCAAUACUUAUGCUCAGCCAGACAUAAGCAGAAUAUCAGCACCCUGCAGAACCUCAAAAUGCAAGAAAAUGAAACUUUGAGAGAGUUCGUUAAGCGAUUCAGACAAGCUGUUCUACAAGUCGAAUCGUACAGCAUGGACGCAAUCCUCCAAAAUUUUAAGCGGAGCAUAUGCUUAGGAACCCCCUUCUUCGAGUCCCUCGCUAAAAAACCUCCCACAACCAUGGACGAGUUAUUCCGGCGUACGAAUAAAUACUCCAUGUCAGAGGACGACAUCCGUGACGCUGCACAGCAGGUCCUGGUAACUGGCCAAGCCACUAAAAACGAAGCCACCAUAAGCUUCAAAACACCCAGCCAUUCUGGGACAUCCAACCGGAGGCAAGACGAGCGGCGACCACCACUCGUUCAAACACCUCUCACCAAGUCAUACGAAAAACUGCUUCUUAUAAUCCACAAUCUACCCGGAUUCAGAUGGCCAGUGCCAAUACGAUCUAACCCCUCAGAAAGGGACCGCAAUAAAAGAUGUGAAUACCACAAAGAUCACGGGCACACGAUUGAAGCAUGCAUAAGCCUCCGUUACAUGGUGGAGGAUCUCCUGAAGGCAGGACACUUGAAACAGUACAUCUGA
Messenger RNA from Vitis riparia (riverbank grape), 894 nucleotides. RefSeq lists its product as uncharacterized. Lineage: Eukaryota; Viridiplantae; Streptophyta; Magnoliopsida; Vitales; Vitaceae. The coding region runs from base 1 to 894 and encodes 297 amino acids. The transcript has a single exon. The record is from RefSeq and is a predicted model, not a curated record.